CGUCCUGUCGCCAAGAGCCCGACGUAAGAAGUUACCUAAACGUAAAACGGGUCACUGUUGUUAUCUAAACAGCUCGGGGUACGAAAGACGUCCUGUACUGCGCAAAAUUCCCGUAGUUUUCAUCGCUAAAAGCCUUUAAAAUGUUCGCAGUCGCCAAAAAUUCCGUUCGCUUUUGCCAGGCUGCUGCUCGACGCCUUCAGUCAACUUUGGUUAUAGCCGAGCAUGACAAUAAUGCUCUGUCUCCUAUUACCCUCAGUGCAAUUACAGCUGCAAAGAAACUAGGUGGUGAAGUGUCAUGCUUGGUGGCUGGUAGCAAUUGUGCAAAUGUGGUAGGUGAAGUUUCAAAAGUUGCUGGAGUUAGCAAAGUUCUUGUUGCCGAGUCAGAUGCUUUCAUCGGUUUUCUCCCUGAGCGACUAGCUCCAUUGGUACUUGCUACUCAAAAGCAAUUCAGCUACACACACAUUGUGGCUGGUGCAUCUGCAACAGGGAAAAAUGUACUGCCCAGAGUUGCUGCGAAGUUAGACGUUGCUCCAAUCAGUGAUGUUAUUGAAAUUAAAGAUGCAGAUACCUUUGUUCGCUCAGUUUACGCUGGCAAUGCUAUCCUUACAUUGAAGAGUAAGGAUGCCGUGAAGGUAAUAACAGUCCGUGGCACCAGCUUUGAGGCAGCUGCAGCAGAAGGUGGCAGUGCCUCAAGCGCCGCUGUAGCUGCUGGUGACAUUCCCCUCGAUGUCUCAAGCUUCAUUGGUCAGGAAUUAUCAAAGUCAGACCGCCCUGAGUUGACUGCUGCAAAGAGUGUUGUGAGUGGAGGCAGAGGAAUGAAGAGUGGAGAUAACUUCCAGCUCUUGUAUACACUGGCUGACAAACUCAAUGCAGCUGUUGGAGCUUCCCGUGCUGCUGUAGAUGCUGGAUUUGUCCCAAAUGACAUGCAGGUUGGGCAGACUGGAAAGAUCGUGGCUCCAGAGCUGUAUAUCGCUGUUGGAAUUAGUGGAGCAAUUCAACAUUUAGCUGGAAUGAAGGACUCCAAGACCAUUGUAGCCAUUAAUAAGGAUCCAGAAGCACCAAUUUUCCAGGUUGCAGAUUUUGGACUUGUGGCAGACCUCUUCAAAGCCAUACCAGAGAUGAAUGAUAAGCUCUAAAGUUGUAGGGUUUUCCUUCACUUCAUGCCAUACAAUGCAAUCAUUCUUAUGGAUGUAGUUUAAGAGUUUGUAAAAAACCACUAGAUUUCUUUUAAUAUUGUGCAUUAUGGAAAAUAAAUAUAGUAUUUAAAAAUUUUGGCCAUGGCCUCAGAUAUUUAGAAUAUUAUUUUCUAUUUUAGUGUUUAUAGUCGUUUAAUAAAACUGGGAUUCUU
Molecule: messenger RNA, 1348 nt
Organism: Macrobrachium nipponense
Lineage: Eukaryota; Metazoa; Arthropoda; Malacostraca; Decapoda; Palaemonidae
Gene: wal
Product: electron transfer flavoprotein subunit alpha, mitochondrial-like
Exons: 8
Coding region: 141-1136 (331 amino acids)
Biological process (GO): fatty acid beta-oxidation using acyl-CoA dehydrogenase
Cellular component (GO): mitochondrion
Molecular function (GO): electron transfer activity; flavin adenine dinucleotide binding
Source: RefSeq, a predicted model, not a curated record